Molecule: messenger RNA, 432 nt
Organism: Oppiella nova
Lineage: Eukaryota; Metazoa; Arthropoda; Arachnida; Sarcoptiformes; Oppiidae
Source: the annotation of a GenBank genome assembly
AUGCCAUUAGUGCUGCAACUAUCCAGCGCAUCGGCGCUCAAUAUAUCCAUACUAUCCUCGGAUUUCUAUUCACUAAUGUUUGGCAUCUAUUUAUUUCGCUUCAAAUUUCACUGGCUUUACGUCGCCUCCUAUGUCGCGGUGAUCACCGGCUUUUUGGUGUACUUCUUAGAGCCCACCCAACCCUCCCGUACCGCCGCUCAAGACAAUGACUUUCACGAGACACACGUGAAUAGUGACUAUCGUCGUGAUAUGGAUAUACAGCCUGUGAUGACCAUCACCGGCGACUAUAUGGGCGAUGAGGAUACCACCGGUGCUUACAAUCAGUAUAACUCUCAGUACAAUAUGAUAAGUGUUAGUGAUCUGCAAAAUACAUACAUGACUGCAGUUAAUGUUCAUUCACGCGAUGAAUUCAAUGGUAAACCCAUCGACUGA